AUGCGACGGCUAGCGACGCUCCACCUUCUCUCUGCGAAGAAACUGCAGGAGAGCCUUCCCGUGCGAGAGGGGGAGAUUCGCGACAUGCUCGACGCGAUCGCUACUGACGUUUCUGCUGCAGAUGUGACUAAAACGGGUGCUACUACUUCUGUUAGUAGCUGUGCUGCUGCCGGUGCCGCGAAAUCUGCCGCCGCUGCAGACGAGGGGAUCGAGGUGCGAAGGUAUCUGAAUCGCGCUACGCUGAACAACAUUCUCCGCCUUGCUGUCGGGAAGCGCUUCGGCUAUUCGUCGAUUCGCGGCGCGGCCGGCACCACGCCAAAGGCGAUUCUCGAUGCCGCGAUGCGCAUCGACUGGAACGAACGCAUCACCGCAAUGAGCGCCGAGAAACGCGGCGGCGGGUUCCGCGGCACUGCCGACGCGGCUGUCGCAGCUCCAGCUAUGGGGAAUGAGGCUUCGGCAUCAGCGGCAGAAGAAAAUUGGAGGUUACUAUCCCCCCUGACAGAGGACGUGCCGGAAGUUAACCCGUCGUCUAUGACAGACAAGGCGGAAGGCGAAGUGGCAUUUGCGAUUAUCGAGGAGGGUUUUGCAGUCGCAGGAGCAUUCAAUAUCGCGGAUUACGUCCCUUUGCUGAACUACUUGGACCCGCAGCGCAUGUACGCGCGCGCGCAGCGCCUCGCGCCACAGCUGCACGGCUUCAUGCGCGCGUGCAUCGAGGAGCGACGGCGGAUCGUGCUACAGAAGAAUCGUGCAGAUGGGAACGAGACUGCUCUCGUUGACGUGUUGUUCGAGAUUGAAGGGGAGGGAGAGGAUGAGAUGGAUAAAGACGAGAUGCUGAUGCUCGCGAUUGAUAUGAUGAUGGCCGGUACUGAUACCACCUCCAAGACCGUGGAGUGGGCGCUUGCUGAGCUGGCGCAGCACCCGGACAUGCUGGAAAGGCUCCGCGCUGAGGUGGAUGAGGCUUAUGCUAAGUCAGCAAGUGCAGCUGCAAAAACUGGGGCGGCUCCAGCAGGAGGAUCUGAUCUCAUGGUCUCUCUGCCGGUAGCAGAAAUACCGUUCCUUGAACCUGCUGCCCCUGACGUGACCGGGCAAAACUUCAGCCUGCUGCCCUUUGGCUCGGGCAGGCGUGGGUGCCUUGGCACGAACCUGGGGUUGGAUCUGUCUGCCCGCCUGCUGGCAAAUUUCGUUCUGCGGUUUGAUUUCAAGCUGCCCGACGAUGUUAGGGCAGCUGGAGGGGUAGACAUGACGGAAACCUUUGGGCUGACCAUGGCUCUGGCAAAGCCACUCAGGAUUGUGGUGAGGGAGAGAAAGCCAGUGGCAGGGGCGGUGGUGGCUGCUUCAGGAGCUUGA
This is a messenger RNA of Closterium sp. Naga37s-1, 1347 nucleotides long. The record is from the annotation of a GenBank genome assembly. Lineage: Eukaryota; Viridiplantae; Streptophyta; Zygnematophyceae; Desmidiales; Closteriaceae.